Ceraceosorus bombacis is the source of this 1689-nucleotide messenger RNA. Lineage: Eukaryota; Fungi; Basidiomycota; Exobasidiomycetes; Ceraceosorales; Ceraceosoraceae. The record is from the annotation of a GenBank genome assembly.
AUGCGCUCCUUCCUUUGGUCGUUCUUGACUGUGCUAUGCGCACUGCACGUGGCGCACGCCCGUUUGCUCCCUCGUUUGCUCGCUGAGACUGGACCCAAGCCGCAAGAUGAUCCCUUUUACGUUGCUCCAUCCGAAAAACAAUUGGCCGAAAUGAAACCAGGCCAUAUCAUUCGAGCACGUCCCGUCAAAACUGUAGCAGAUGCGUCGGUCACAUCGAGCGCGUACCAGCUGCUUUAUAGGACGUACGACCAUGCCGGAAGACCCACUGCCGCGGUUACUACGACCCUCAUCCCUCGAGCAAAGGAUGUGGCGGGGGUGGCGGGCGCAAAGCUGCCAGUCCGAGUUGUAGCCUACGAGUCGUUCACCGAUUCCGUCGCCCUAAACUGUGCCGGCUCCUACGCACUCACAGCAGGUCCAUCAUCCCCAAACUUUACUCCCGUAUUUGUUGGGCUUGGCGUCAUCAACGCCUUUCUCGCGUACGGAUACACCGUCACGGUGCCUGAUUUCCAAGGUCUUAACUCCGAGUUCAUCGUUGGCAGGACGCAGGCAAGGGCGACUUUGGACGGAAUUAGGGCUACGUUGAGGCACAAGCCCACCAUUGCGGAUCCCAAAGGCGCCAAAGUCGGCUACAUCGGCUAUUCGGGAGGCGCCAGUGCUGCAGGCUGGACUGCCGAACUCGCACCAGAAUAUGCUCCCGAGGUGAGCGCGUCCGUGGUAGAAGCGUUUCGAUGUUCCGCAUGCUGACAAGGGUGGCCAUCGGACGCAGAUCAACUUUGUGGCAGCGACGUAUGGGGGCCUUCCAGUUAACCCCAUCAACGCCCUGAGGCACAUCGACGGGACCGAGAAUGCUGGUCUAUCGCUGAUGGGUUUGCUGGGCCUAGGGAACGCAUACCCAGAAGUCGAAGAGUACCUCUUUGCGAGGGCGAAUACCAAAGGCAAGGCGGCCAUCAAGCGUCUGAGGGGCGGUUCAGCUUGUCUGGAUGCGGUGAAGGAUUAUGCAAACACCUCUUUGAGCGACUACUUUAACAACUUCAGCCUCAAUGAUGAGCUGGUCCAGAGGAUCAACCGUGAGAACACUCUGGGAGCCAACACGCCAAAGGUUCCUCUGGUAGGUGCCCCGGCUCUCUGUUGACCCAAACUCAGGGCUGCGCUGAUGUUCCUAACCUCUUGCCACGGUAGUACAUUUACCAAUCGACGGCCGACGAAAUCAUCGUAGCCUCCGAUGUCGACAAGUACGUCUCGUCGCAGUGCGCUCGUGGUGCUCGCAUCCUGUACUCGCGCGUGAAAGGCGAGAAGCACAAUGAGCUUCUGCUCACAGGAUUUCCAACCGCAGUCGACUGGCUGGACAAAGCUCUCACCGGAUCCGUCACCUUGCCAAAACCUGGCGAAUGCGUCAUCAAGCAAUCUGGGCCUUUGCCUUUGAGCACACCCAAAGCCGAGCCUAGCGGUAAUCGAAAAGUGAAAGGGAGCGACCAUCGGAAAGCGAAGGGAAGCGGUAAACGAAAAGGCAAGGGCGGCGACAAACGCGACUCGGAAGGCGACAGCGGCCUGAAGUCGGCUGUGGAUGCCUACUUCGCUCCGAUCAAAGAUGUGCCGUUCAAUGACCUGCCAGAUAUCGCCCGGAAGAAUAGCGAGCAAGGGGCGCGCGUCGCACACACUGAGCGCUUCGGCGGAAGAGCUAGCGUCUAA